AUGGGUGCCCUGUGGGGUCACAGUUACAUCGCAAAUCAGCAGAAAUUAGAAAGUAUCAAUGACAAUGAAGUUGGAUUUUAUGUUGGACUUAAAAACCUGACUGUGGUGGAUUCAGGCUUAAGGUUUGUGUCCCAUCAGGCAUUUGUGAAAAACAUCAACCUACAAUACAUCAAUUUAUCCAGAAACAAGCUCUCAACUUUGUCCAAGAAGCCUUUUCGCCAUCUGGGUUUGUCUGAUCUGAUAUUGCUGGACAAUCCAUUCAAGUGUUCCUGUGAAAUUAUGUGGAUCAAGAAAUUUCAAGAGACCAAGUUCAACAGAGAAACUCGGGAUUUAUAUUGCAUAGAUAACAAUACCAAGAGGACAGCCUUGAUGGAUAUGAAGGUCCCAAACUGCGACUUGCCCUCAGCAAACUUAAGCAAUUACAACAUCAGCGUGGUGGAAGGAAAGAGCAUCACACUGUACUGUGAUACUACUGGAGGGCCGCCCCCUAAUGUAUCCUGGGUGCUUACUAAUCUUGUUUCAAACCAUGAGAGUGACACAAGUAAGAAUCCUGCCUCGCUAACCAUAAAGAACAUUUCAUCUGUGGACAGCGGACUGUGGAUUUCUUGCAUAGCAGAGAAUAUUGUAGGAGAGGACCAAGCCUCUGCCGAGCUCACAGUAUUCUUUGCACCAAAUAUCACAUUUAUUGAAUCCCCAACCCCGGACCACCACUGGUGUAUUCCAUUCACUGUGAAAGGGAACCCUAAGCCCACAUUGCAGUGGUUCUAUGAAGGGGCUAUAUUGAAUGAGUCUGAAUACAUCUGUACUAAAAUACAUGUUAUCAAUCAAAGUGAAUACCACGGCUGCCUACAGCUGGACAACCCUACCCAUCUGAACAAUGGUGCUUAUACCUUACUAGCAAAGAAUGAGUACGGAGAGGAUGAAAAACUGAUCAAUGCUCACUUCAUGUCAGAGCCUGGAGAUGGUAGUGGCCCAAUUGUGGAUCCAGAUGUUUAUGAGUAUGAAACCACGCCUAAUGAUCUUGGAGACACCAUGAAUAAUAGUAAUCAAAUCAGUUCUGCAGAUGUUUCCAACAAAAAGAAUGAAGAUAGUAUCACUGUGUAUAUUGUGGUGGGAAGUGCAGCACUGGUGUGCAUUGGCUUAGUAAUAAUGCUCAUUAUUCUGAAGUUUGGAAGACACCCUAAGUUUCAGAUGAAAG
Charadrius vociferus (killdeer) is the source of this 1198-nucleotide messenger RNA. RefSeq names its product BDNF/NT-3 growth factors receptor-like. Lineage: Eukaryota; Metazoa; Chordata; Aves; Charadriiformes; Charadriidae. The record is from RefSeq and is a predicted model, not a curated record. Gene Ontology annotation, biological process: protein phosphorylation; cell surface receptor protein tyrosine kinase signaling pathway. The transcript has 11 exons. Gene Ontology annotation, cellular component: plasma membrane. Gene Ontology annotation, molecular function: ATP binding; neurotrophin receptor activity; transmembrane receptor protein tyrosine kinase activity. The annotation marks the transcript as partial.